This is a messenger RNA of Trypanosoma cruzi, 1260 nucleotides long. RefSeq lists its product as uncharacterized. Lineage: Eukaryota; Euglenozoa; Kinetoplastea; Trypanosomatida; Trypanosomatidae. Bases 1 to 1260 code for a protein of 419 amino acids. Gene Ontology annotation, molecular function: protein binding. The record is from RefSeq and is a predicted model, not a curated record. The transcript has a single exon.
AUGAAUACCGCCAAACGUGCAACGACGCGCAAGGCCCAAGUCCCCUUGGAGAAGACCGUCUCUGCGGCGGAGACAAGGUGCCACAGUGCACUCCUUGUUAUCGGCACGUACCACUCCGUGAUGGCAGGUCUUGUGUACCGCCGAAACAAGCUUGGCAUGCUUUUCUCCGUGAAACACCACGAGGGCUGCAUUAACAGCGUGGCUGUGGGCGAAAGGUACAUGGCCACUUCCGGCACGGACGAGCGUGUCUUCCUCUUUACGAACAAAAACCAGAAGAGCCUCACACCCACUGAACGGCUACGAUUGCGGGCGGCGGGGGAGUCGUUGAGUGUGCGGCUUGCGGAUCUUGGCCACAUCUCGCCGCCGAGCGAGGUGCGCUGCCUUCUUUUUAUUGCCAACUCACAGCAACUGCUCUGCGGCUGCACGGACGGCCAACUCCUCAUGUACCGGACUCGCGACUGGUCCGUCAGCCUCUCGCUCCCACUGCACGAGAAGGGCGUUGUGGGCGUUGCGACGCACCCGGGCAGUGACGGGGUGUUGGCCGUCACGAUUGGCGCGGACCGGCACGUCGCGGUUAUAGACCUUGCAAGGGGCCGACUGCUCAGCAAGUGGCGCUACAACGCAUCCCUUGAGGGAACUGAAGUGAAGAAGCGGCAGGAGGGGGAGGAGGAAGAGGAAAAGGAUGACGACAAAAAAGAUGGCACGCCACGCGUGAAGCGGGUCAAGUUGGAGAGGCGCGACGGCCCGCAUACGGUGAAGUUCUCACCGAGCGGGAGGUAUUUUACUGUCAUGUCGAGUCACGCCUUUGCCGUGUACGAGACGGCGACGGUGGGCGUCGUGGCAAUUUAUCGGGCGCCAUCACCGCAGCCACGUGAGGAACUUCAUGUAUUUGCGUUUGUUGAUGACGAUGCGAUGAUCUUUGGGAAUGAGUCCGGCGAGUUAUUGGUCUGCCGUGGGCCGUGGAAAUCGAGGGAGACACAGCCAGGAGAAUGCACAUUAUAUCCAGUUGCCACACAUGUUCCAUCAGAGUCCGAGCAGCAUGCCGAUGAGAAGAAAAAGUUACUGCGGCAUCCGACGCGCCACACGACACGUUUGAAGGCCCUCUACUGUGUGGAGCGCACUGUGUUCUCCCUAGACGCAACAGGUACUGUGAUCGCAUGGCUUGUAGAGGAAGUUGCAGAUGCCGUGAUGACGCUGAAAUUUAAUUGCAGCGCAAAUUGUCAGGGACGUGUCACGACGAUGGACGUGUUAUUAUUAUAA